Mauremys reevesii (Reeves's turtle) is the source of this 3158-nucleotide messenger RNA. RefSeq names its product SH3 domain containing kinase binding protein 1 (gene SH3KBP1). The record is from RefSeq and is a predicted model, not a curated record. Lineage: Eukaryota; Metazoa; Chordata; Testudines; Geoemydidae. The transcript has 16 exons. Gene Ontology annotation, molecular function: protein binding. Bases 386 to 2029 code for a protein of 547 amino acids.
ACACUUGCCCCGCUGCACACGCGGAGCCCAAGGCGGGGAGUCGCCGCCCAUCAGCAACCGCCCGCCGAGCCUGGCUGGCCCCGGUGCAGGCAGCAGCGGGGACCUGGGUCCUUUGCAGAAGCUGCGCCUCCCCCCACCCCCCCGUCCUGUUUCUGCGGUUUGGAUGCGGAUGAGAGCGGAGGAGCCGCUAGCGAGCAGCAGCACCACGCAGCCCGGCUGCAGCGGGCGCUGAGAGGGCGGGCGCCUGCCUCAGUCAGCAGCCGCCGCUUCGCUCGGCUCCCACCCCGGACCAGUGGCUCUAACUCGCUCCCGUCCCCGCGGCUUGUCCACCCGUCUCAAACUUUCAGCCUGUCCCCGCUGCCGGGCAGAGCCCGGCUCCACAUCCAUGGUGGAGGCGAUAGUGGAAUUUGACUACAAGGCUCAACAUGAUGAUGAGCUGACAAUCACAGUAGGUGACAUAAUCACCAAUAUCAAGAAAGAGACUGGAGGCUGGUGGGAAGGACAGCUCAAAGGCAGAAGAGGUUUGUUCCCUGACAACUUUGUAAGAGAAAUAAAGAAGGACAUGAAGAAAGAAAGUAUUGCCAACAAACCACCAGAGAAGCCGAUGGAUGAAGUUUCCAAUGGAAGCCCUUUACUGUUUUCUGAGACAAUUAGAACCACCAGAAAAGGGGAGAGAAAUAGGAGGAGAAGAUGUCAGGUGGCUUUCAGUUACAUGCCUCAGAAUGAAGAUGAGCUGGAGUUAAAAGUUGGUGACAUCAUUGAAGUGAUGGGAGAAGUGGAGGAGGGCUGGUGGGAAGGAAUUCUCCAUGGAAAGACUGGCAUGUUUCCUUCCAACUUCAUAAAGGAACUUUCUGUUGAUUCUGAGGAUGUGGAAAUUGCACAGGAGGAACAACUAAUAAAGCCAAGAAAGUCUGCCUUUCAUGGGACAGUUCUGUACAGAGUGGCACAAGCAAAGAUUGACAGCUACAGACGCUAUAACAGUUUAAGAGAUGCUACAGGCUCUGAGAGUGAUGGUGGUGACUCAAGCAGCACAAAAUCAGAAGGAGCCAAUGGAGCAGCAGCAAUCCAACCCAAAAAGGUCAAGGGGAUUGGUUUUGGAGAUAUCUUCAAAGACAAACCAAUAAAGCUACGACCAAGGUCAAUAGAAGUAGAAAAUGACUUUCCACCAGUAGAAAAGACUGUUGGGAAGAAAUUACCUCCAGCUACUGCAGCUCAAGAGCCAACGAAAAUAGAAAUGGACAGCAGAACCAAGAUCAAGGAGUAUUGCAAAGUAAUAUUUCCGUAUGAAGCACAGAAUGAAGAUGAACUAACAAUCAAAGAAGGGGAUAUCGUCAUACUUAUCAAUAAGGAUUGCAUUGAUGCAGGCUGGUGGGAAGGAGAACUCAAUGGCAGGCGUGGAGUGUUUCCAGAUAACUUUGUCAAGCUUCUUCCCUCUGAUUUUGAAAAAGAGAGACCUAAGAAACCACCACCUCCGUCAGCUCCUGUCACCAAACAAGGGUCAGGUACCACAGACAGAAAACAUGAAAUCAAAAAGGUACCUCCUGAAAGGCCAGAAUGUCUUCCUAAUCGAACAGAGGAGAAAGAAAGACCAGAAAGAGAGCAAAAACUGGUAGAUUUGCACAAGCCUUCAGUCCCUGCUAUACCUCCGAAGAAACCUCGACCACCAAAAACGAACUCUCUGAACAAACCUGGUACAUUGCCCCCAAGACGACCUGAAAGACCAGCUGUGCCUCUGACGCAUACAAGGAAUGAUAGUACAAAAGUAGAGUUAGUGAGCAGUACGGUAUCCGGAAUCUUGGAGAAGGACUCCUCAGAAAGAAGCAGUGACAUUGAUCUGGAAGGUUUUGACUCUGUAGUACCAGUUGCUGAGAAGCUCAAUCAUCCAACUACAACCAGACCAAAAGCUACUGGCAGACGACCUCCAUCCCAGUCACUCACAUCUGUAUGUUCAUUUUUUCUUCCUUUUUUUUUCAAAUUACUUUCUGAAUUUUUUUUUCUUGAAAGAAAUAGAAAGGGGCAAUUGACAUAAAACUCCAUGUCUUAUACAUCACUUGCACAUCAACUAUGACUUUUAGGAAACUCUUGUUCAACAAGUUACACCCAAUAAACAGUUUGUCUCAGAUGAAGGAAUCUAAAUGACCUGUUGGUUGUGCCCGGGGUCACUAUUUAAUAGAUCUGAAAACCCAAAAGACACUUCCUGACAUCUCCAGAUACUAAACAUGUGACUGGUAUAGGUCACAGCCAGAUAAGUUCAGGAGCAACAACAAUUAAAGAAAAUGAAGAAAUGAAAAUUAAAGACAGGAAAAGAUGGAAUUGAAGGGAUUGAAGAAGGGGAAAGGAAGAAUUUCAGUAGCUACACAUGAAUUGUUUCCAGUUAUAAUAUAAUAAUGUAAUGUAUAAUAAUGUAAUGUAAUGAUUUCCUAAUAACAGGCCUUCCCUCACUUAUCAUGUACCCAUGCAAGUACUCACAAUGAUAAAAAGACAACCUAUCCACUAUUCAUACAUCCUGUUCAAUUCUGUUACCAAGCAACCCACUAGCUGCAGUUAGCUCUAAAUAAUGUAUUUGUGUUUACUUUCAUCCAACAACCAAUGACCCAAAGGACCCAGAUGUGUAUCAGGGCCAGAUUAAUUUUGAUAGGGGUCCAGGUCUGUUAUAGUUUUGGGAGUCCCUCUUUGCAUAUUCAGUUUCUUUCCGUCAUUGUUUUACCACCACCUCUGUCCAAUGCCAAAGAAUCAGUUGUUAAAUUACCUUGGUUAUUUCAGUUUUCUUUUUUUACCAUAUGUGAUAUGGUAAAGCUGAAUUAAAGUUAAAAUGAACAAAACCAUUUUAAUUUGGGGCCAUCACUAGUAGUAAGGCUUUAAUUACCUAAUUACCUAUAGCAAUGAUAUUCAGUUACAUUGUCUGAUGAGCCAGAUAAGGCAAAGUCCAAAUCUUGGUGGGCCAAAGGGCUCUUCAGGUGUUUGCUCUCUAGUGAAACUGCCACUGGCCAGGGCUCACAACCUUUCAAGAGUGGUGUGCCCAAUUGUAUUUACUAAUCUCAAAAUAAAAGGUUGAGUGAGCCAGUAGGCAACAGUGCAACAAAAUCUUUCAAGCAAAUAAUUAUUUAGAUUCACUGUAAUGCUAUUAACACAGCAUGCUAUUUAUAUUAAUUCUAUUG